Messenger RNA from Pseudoliparis swirei, 2502 nucleotides. RefSeq names its product chromosome 4 C16orf87 homolog (gene hdip1). NCBI's taxonomy places the organism in Eukaryota, Metazoa, Chordata, Actinopteri, Perciformes, Liparidae. The record is from RefSeq and is a predicted model, not a curated record. The coding region runs from base 105 to 566 and encodes 153 amino acids. The transcript has 3 exons.
ACCAGUAUACUGUAAUGUGUGCUUCAAAAAGGUGUGUUGUCGUUUAGCCACUUCGCGUUGUGUAUAUUUAUGCUAGUGUACUCGGAGCUCAUCGGCUGCCGUCCAUGUAUUGCAAAGAGAAGCUGGAGCUGCCGUACAGCCGGAGGAAACGGAUUAUGUCUGCAAAUAAAACAAAGAAAGUCAAAAUGGCUACUAAAUCUUGUCCUGAAUGCGACCAACAGAUUCCAGUUGCGUGCAAGUCCUGUCCAUGUGGUUAUGUGUUUAUAAGCAGAAAACUUCUAAAUGCCAAAUUAAAUGAGCGCUCUUCUCCAGCUAUAGCAGGAUGGAUACUGUUAAGCAGGGGCUCCCCCAGGAUUAUCUCUGCGUCAAACACUGGAAAUGCAUCAACAUCUGACAAAGUAUGUGGGGAUUGGAUUCAUUUUGAGACUCACCACCCACGACCGACCAACCAGCCAGAACUGCCAGACCAAAAGCCACCAAACCGCCCCAGAGAGGAGUGGGAAGCUAAGCUAAUUCGGUUACGACCUGAGGCUACGCCACUACCCAGCAUGCUCCUGGCUAUCUGAUCGCAGAAAAAUUAGAUGGAUGAAACAGCGGGGGGUCAGUGACUGUUGAGCCCACAUCUUCACAGAGACCUGGAUUCUUCGUGGUCCAGUAUCAAGCUGCACUUGGCGGGCGGACAGCAGGACAGAGAGCAGGACUCCAGGGGACAAGAGGAGAUGGACCCCAUGUUUACAUCAUGACGCUUGGUGCGCAGACAGUCAGAGUUGAUGGACAAGGUUUCCUCGUAUUUAAUUUACCAUAUUAUCUGCCAAGAGAAUACUUUUUCUUGCUGCUGGUUACAUUCUUUGUGGUGAAAAUUCUAAUGUUUUUUGUGUUGAAAAUGGGAUACCUCUGAAUUUUAUUGUUCUUCGCUGUAUUGCAUAAUUACUAGUGCUGUGAAAAAUAACGCGUUAACUGAGUUAAUUAAAUUACAGGUUUAACUAGUUAUUUAUUUUUAACGCAUUUAACGCAUGCGCAGAAUGAGCUUCCAAUCCGUCUGUUGUUGGUCGUCUCUCCAGCAGCAUGUCAUUCUGUCUCUACGUGUCGCGUUAACACGACUCCGAUCUCUGUCUCGCGCGCCGCAGAGCUCGGAUGCCGGCGUGUGCGCGCACAUCGGGACGAAAAAAAGUCACUUGCACCCCCCCCCAUUUCCCCCUGUUAUAAUAGUAGGGGAAACACUGGAGUUGAUAAGCGUGUCUUCUUGUCUGAUCAAUACGCAACUGUGAGGUGCGCGAAUGGACCGAGCGGCCAGCUGCUGAUCACUCACUCAACGAACAGACGGUGCGCCGAAGACCCAUUUUGACCCAGGAAAAACCCUGAAUGUAUAUAUGGGAUUCAAUUCAAUUCAGUUUAUUUGUAUAGCCCAAUUUCACAAAUUACAAAUUUGUCUCGGAGUGCUUUACAAUCUGUACACAUAGACAUCCCUGCCCCAAAACCUCACAUCGGACCAGGAAAAACUCCCAAAUAACCCUUCAGAGGGGAAAAAAGGGAAGAAACCUUCAGGAGAGCAACAGAGGAGGAUCCCUCUCCAGGAUGGACAGGUGCAAUAGAUGUAAUGUGUACAGAAGGACAGAUUUAGAGUUAAAUCAUGAUUAAUCCACAGAAACCUGUGAUUAACCUGAUUACAAAUUUUAAUCGUUUCACAGCCCUAAUAAUUACAUGAUCCUUGAAUUCCUGCAUUCUGGUGACUUUUCAUGGGGAAAAUGUAUUUAUUUAUGUUGUAAAAAUGAGAGGAAGACUGUAGAUUACUAUCAAAUAUUCCCUGUAGAUCAACUAUUUUCAUGGUUUACUCUUUAGGGGGAAUUGAGCUCUUUAAAUGUGCAUGUGGUACCUAUUUACCUAAAUAAUAGAUUUCAAUACAUUUCUAAAGCAAACCCCUGGGUUUUAGUACCUAACAUCUGUUUCAGCAAGAUUUUUGCUCAUGGUCAACUUUAUGCAAAUAUAUCCACACCGUAAUCGAGAAUGAAGCAACAUUUUGAGAAAAUAGAUGAAAUAAUCUCCCUAUUUUACCAAGUAUGAUUUUAGUUUUAUAUAUGUGUUGUGUUAAGUUGCUGCAGUGAGCACAACAGUGCUAUCAUGUGGGAUGGCAAGUAUGCAGGACAACCAAUCACAUAUACAUCAUUAAUCAUGAUAAAUGGGACAAUGUUUUAUGAUUAUGUGGAUAAGUUAGGCAAAUUGCUGGACAAUCAACUGAUAUGUGUGAAAGGCAAGAAUUGUAUUUUGAAAACCUGACUGGAUAAUUGAGAGAUCACCAUAGAACAAAUGAGCAAAUGUGUUCAUAUAUCCAUGACAAACAUCACCAAACUAGCUGCAUAUUUUUAAUUUGAGCUGUUAAAACCAGUCCUCAAAUGCCUGGGGGGACUUUGAGUGAGUAAUCACUGAAAGGUUGUUAUUGUGAUGAUGAAAGAAGUGUGUGAAUUGCUCUCACUUCUUUGGAUAGAAUUAAACCUGCUGAAGUUA